This is a messenger RNA of Camellia sinensis, 609 nucleotides long. NCBI's taxonomy places the organism in Eukaryota, Viridiplantae, Streptophyta, Magnoliopsida, Ericales, Theaceae. The record is from RefSeq and is a predicted model, not a curated record.
AUGCUUCUUAAUGCUCCAGCUAUUCGGGAUGGGAUGGUGGAUAGGUUGAAAUGGAAUGCAGGAAAUUUGGGGGUUUUUACUGUGUCUUCUACCUAUGAGUGGAGUGCAGCAUCUGUUGAAGCUAGUAGUAACUUAGUAGGGUAUGCUGAUUCGGAUGAUUCACGGUCGAGGAGAAAGAAGAAGAGCAGGAGUUCUAGGCGUAGUAGGAAAUCGGAAUCAGUCGGUGAUAGUGAAUCGGAUGAGUUGAGUGACCAAUGCCAUUGCCUAGAGCUGAAGGACAUAUUAGCUAUGGAGGGGCACUCAGGCCUGGUGAAGGUGAUGCCAUUGCUCAGUACGUUCAACAAGGAAAGCGUAUCCCAGGGAGAGAUGGACAAGGCAUCCAUAAUCAAAGAUGCAAUUGACUACAUCCAAGAAUUGCAUGAGCAAGAGAGGAGGAUCCAAGCUGAUUUAAUACAGCUUGAAUCUGGAAAAUUGAAGAAAAAUGCAGUUUUUGACUUGGAUCAAGAGAUUCCAACCUUGUCAAGACUCAAGAAAAAGGGAAUUGAUCAUAGUUAUGAUUCAAGGAGAUCAACCACUUCUUCCAUUGAAGAUCUUGAAGUAAGUCUUUGA